CUUUGUCAGGAAAAACGGGAAGAAGUGUUCGCUUUUUCGCUGAUCUAGAGUAGAUCUUUCUCUUCAUUUGCGCACUAGUCAUGUAGUUUCGUGCUCUCCUUCCAGUAUUUACGGCUUCUACUUCCCUCUAUAUUUUUCUGUCGUAAAAAUAUUUUUACCGUUCCUGGCUUUGGCAACUCGUCAGACAAUCGGUUUUUUGUAGUAAGUAAUAACAUAUCGCUCGCUACUUCCGCUGCGCGAGGACACGGGCCGCCGCGAGCAGCACUUGAAGAGGGAACAAAGCCAGCUCAUAGUAAAACCCAGCUCCUCGUCGACCACAUGCCACCUGGCCACAUAACUAAGCAGAAGGAGCUCCGCCACCUGCAGCUGCAACCCACGCUCACAACUUCCCCAGUAAAUAAAAUGUCGUCCUCCUCGAGCACGAGUCGUUUUGAUAGCGGCGACAAAGCCUGCUCACCGUGCGCAGCGACCAUGGACACAAGAACGACAGGCAGAGUAAACACUACACCCGCCAAACAAACUAGAUCAACAACACCAAGAAAAAUAAGAAAAGCGCCCUCAGCUGGUGCAGCUACAUCUUCUCCCACUAGUACCCGAAAGAAACUCCUGACGACAGCGGCCGGACUUUUUUUCUCCACCACGGCAGGCACAACCGCCGCCCCGGCGAAAGCACCUGGUGCGGGUCCAACGGAGGGAAUCAACAGCCGCAUUCUGAUGAUUCCAGACAUUCACGGCGACUACGAAUUGAUGCAGCAAGCGCUGAGCUUCGUCUACCCAAUAGACAAAGACCACGAUCAGUUGAUAUUUACUUAGACCAGAAAAUCGGAAGAAGUACAUACUUUUUCGCGCACCCGCUUGCAUGACGGGCCGCUAUCGUUUCGCUUCGGGGGCGGCGGGGUGCCCCGACAGUACACCCGGCCCGAGGGCCUCGCUGCGCCAUGCAGCGGCUCGGGCGUUGUGGCUUGCCAAAGAGAACCGGGGCGGCCUCCCGACCUCGAAGCCCGCCAGGAGCGAGAAACGCCGCCCCACCAAGCGGCCUCCCCGCGAGCCCGUCCCGGUCGGGCCGGUGCGGCGCCGCCAUGUUUUUUGCCGGAUGCGCAUGGGCCUGCUCGCCGUACCGGAGGGGCCGGCCCUCGAAGCAGUAGGGCGCGCGCCCCUGAGGUGGGGCCUGCUUCGGCCCCAACAGCAGCCGCCCCACAAUUGGGGGGCCGGGAAGGGGGGCCCGGAAGGCGCGCGGGCCCCCCCUUCUGGAGGGGGGGUAAAAAGGGGGCCGAAUUGGCCCAAUUCUGCCGCCUUUUUUAGGGGGGGGCAAAAAAUGGCCUUCCCCCGCUACUACAGGGGGGGGGCAAAAUGGCCCAGAAGCGGGCACAUUUUACCCCCCCUCAAAAAGGGGGGCGAAUUGGGCCAAUUCGGCCCCCCUUUUCCCCCCCCCUCCGGAAGGGGGAGGCGCGCGUGCCUCUUGGGGGGCCUGCAGUUCACCCGCCGGCCGGGGCCCCGGAAGGGAAAAGGCGCGCCAGGCCGCGGCCAAAGCAAGAGCUUUUCCGUGCCCGGAAGGGCUUCGCGUUGGGGCCCCGGGAUGCGCGCCGCGUCGGUUGUGUGUCCCCGACGUGGGCCCAGCUCGGGGGCGGGUGGCGGGGUGUUGGCUGCGUGCCGUCGCCUUCCUAUCUACGCCAAGCCGACCCGCCCCGGCCCCGGCCGCGCAGCCGCAAUGCCGGGGGCUAAUUUUUCCGGGAUAAAACAACCCGGAACGCGGUCGCGCCUUCGCACCCCCCAACCUCAUUCAGGCCGCGACCCCCAUUGCAACGGGAUACGCAAAAAAACAUGUACUUCUUCCGAUUUUCUGGUCUAAUUUACCGGGGAUUUCGUCGACCGCGGACCGCAACCGCGGGAGUGCUACGAAUUAUCGCAAGUUUUAGCGGAUAACUACAACGUAACCAGGCUAACGGGUAACCACGAGUGGGUCACGAUACAGGGGGUCGGGCAGUACUGCACGAGAUUUUUUUGUUGUUUUGCUUUAUUUAAUGGAGGCAACGUAAAACACUGUGAUUUGCGUAAAUUGAUAAAUUUGAAUUUCAUUCUUGCUACUUCUCGUUCGGGUUUGGCACGACAAAUUCAUAUUGAACUCAGAUGUUGAUUACAAGCAAACCAAUACCAGACACGACCCAUUUGCCAUGUACGUUCCUGAAGAAGAUUUGAAGAGCUUUGGAACCUGGCCAGAGAGAUAUGACAGCCUCAGGUUGGAAAUCCUCAAAGUGCAAAUAAUUUGUAAUGCAAAAAAACGACUCCAGUUGAAGCGCCAUUUGUAGUCGGCGCAUGACAAAUUUCCUGGGCCCUUAAAGCAUGUCUGUCAUGCAGGUUAAGGCAAAGGGCUGCGCUUCUGUCGUGCUAAGCAGCACUCCAAUUCUUGACCCCUAGCAGGACAAUAGUCGGCCUUUAUUGUGUCCUCUGCAAAACAGUCUUUUUGAGUCGUAUUUCAUGCAUCACAAAUCAUUUCCAAUUUGAGGAUUUCCAUUCUGAGGCUUUCAUAAGAGACAGCACGCUUUUUCAAAGGACGGGCAUUUCGGCAAAAUGAUUCGCCGCAAGUUCGAUGUGAUAGCGGUAUAGAAUAAAGUUCUGCUUCUAGAACCCUUGUGGUAACUUUUGCUACGCACUUCUCUUGCUUGGUUAGACUCAUGAUUACGUUUCUCGCACUACGUUCAUCAUCUCUGCAUCACAAAAAUCACGCUGAAAAUAAAACACCAGCUUCUCGGCAUCGACUCCGACCCGAUGAGCAAAACUCUAUUUGUGCACGCCGGGAUAAGCAUCCGAACGAUGCAGCAAUGGGGCACCGUCGAGGCAAUCAAAAAAGCGGGCCGGGAGAUGCUCCAGAGUGACUACCUGGACACUGUUUUGCUCAACGAAAUUUUGCAAACGCGGCAUCUCGCGCAAGGCCCGGACAGCCGCGUGUGCAUGGAGGUGAGACAAAUUUUGAAGGUUGCGAAGGCGGAAAGGCUUGUCGUUGGGCACACGUAUGCAUGGCAAAUAUGUCUGGGUCCUCUGGAAAGAACUUGGGGUUGUGAUGCUGGUUUGAGAGGAAAGACAGGAUCGGCACCUCAUGUGGUUGCCAAGUAUGACAAAUUUUGGCGAUGUUGCCACGGUGUUGUCGAAUCUGCAUGACAAACUUGGCUUUUGCAUGACAAAAAAGUGGGGCUACUUUUGGGGACCCCGCAUGACAACCUACGUGAGAGUCAAAUGUUAGCGGUGCAUGCCAAACCAUGAAAAUUUUUCCAGACUACCCAGACAUAUUUGCAAUGCAUACCACGCCAACGCCGCUGAUCGGUGGGCAGCCGGGGGAACCGAUCGUGAAGUACUUCUACAGAGCUACUCUUGUCAUCAUGUUUUUCAAAAUUUCUGUCUCAAGUGAGUGACGCACUGCAUGACAGAACUGCAUUGUAUUGCUAAUGUUCGCAUGACAAAAUCAAAAAUCACUAUCAGGUGCAAAGGCCGCUUUAUCCUGAUGGAUGUUGCGAUGUCCAGGUGGAUGGGCGGCGGCAUGCCUAUGGAAGCGUCAGGUUUGAAAUCGACAAAGCUGAAACGAUUUGGCAUGCAUAAAAUGCAAGGCAUGAAAUGCCUGUCUUGCCGGGAUGGCAAGUGAGGCCGACUGUCAGCCUGUUUAGGGUUUGGAAUAGAGCUGCUAAAGUAGCAUGACAAAAGCAAUCGCCUGUGCCCAAACAGAAUGACAAAUUGGAUUCCGGCGCUCGGAAAAUUUGUCAUGCACCGCUUAUAAAUUGGGUUUCCAACUGGUAUCGAUUUUAUGCAUUACAAGUUAUUUCAACUUUGACGAUUUCAAUCCUGACGCUUCCAUAAUGCCCGCAGCUUUGAUCAUCGAGACAGAUGCGAAUACCGGGAAGUUAAGCCGGGUCUUCUACAAAAUCAAGGCGGGGGAAGAGCACGAUGUGCCGCUGCCAGAAACGUCGCUGCAAGACACCAAGGAUGGCGACGACUUGCGGCAGGAGUUGUAGUCGAUGUAGUCUGCAAGGCAGUUUGUUUUCCUGUCUGACUUCCUUCAACAGGCACAUCUUCAUACCCAAAGUAAAUGCUUAAUACACUAGUUUAGCAACGAACCUGCAUGACAUGGAAAGUGAAUACCCACUUUGCAACAUGAUGCUCAUUUUCGAUGUUGAGUAGAGAUCCCCACAGCAUACCUCGACAUAGCAAAGCUGCCCGUGCAAUGUCAGGGCAAAUUUUCUAAAACGUCGUGGUCACGAUAACUACUUACAUUUUUUUAAGGCAACCUACAGACAUCUGAAACUUGUCUUGACGUUUCCUAGAAUUUUUCCAGACGCAUCUCGGUCAUGCACCGCCAACAGGCUACCAGGUUGACAGCUAAUAGAUACUACUUUGAUUUUUGAACUGGGACAAGUCAGACUUGUUUAUCAAAAUCGCAUGUGAGGCUUGAAGUUGAAGACAACCAAUACGAACGCAACUGAAUGAGAAAGCGUAGAAAACGAAAAGCGGCAAUUGCCUAGCAGAGCGCUUGACAUUUGCUCUAUUCCGGCGAACAAAUUGCUUUCUCAUCUGCGAGGGCACUAAUUGCAUCAGCAUAGCGACCCCAUUUUUUUCCCUCAGUGCUGCUGCUGGUGUUGAGUUUUUUCCGCGUAAUAUGAAAC
Molecule: messenger RNA, 4649 nt
Organism: Amoebophrya sp. A120
Lineage: Eukaryota; Dinophyceae; Syndiniales; Amoebophryaceae
Source: the annotation of a GenBank genome assembly